Molecule: messenger RNA, 705 nt
Organism: Sugiyamaella lignohabitans
Lineage: Eukaryota; Fungi; Ascomycota; Dipodascomycetes; Dipodascales; Trichomonascaceae
Gene: MCH5
Product: Mch5p
Exons: 1
Coding region: 1-705 (234 amino acids)
Biological process (GO): transmembrane transport
Cellular component (GO): fungal-type vacuole membrane
Molecular function (GO): transmembrane transporter activity
Source: RefSeq, a predicted model, not a curated record
AUGUCAGAAAAAAAAAAUGCAGAAUCUGUGAUGAAACCUCAAUGUGAUGAAAACUAUGCUGAUGGUGGAGUCGGAGUUGGUGCACAGUUUGAUAUUGACAGCCAGUCUGUACGGUCAUCUGGUAUCAAUGUUGAAGUUAUAAAUAAUAGCGGAGAUGAGGAGAAGACGGUCGGAGAUAAACCAAUCCCAGAGGCUGUUCCUGUUGUAGGACCUCCUCCAAAUGGUGGUUUACAGGCUUAUUUAGCGGUUUUAGGUGGUUUCUUUGCAUUAUUCAAUAGUUGGGGUCUCAUCAAUACAUUUGGCGCUUUUGAGACGUAUUAUCAAGAGGAUUUGUUGAGCCACGAGGACCCGUCUACUAUUGCCUGGAUCGGAUCUAUCCAAGGAUAUUUUGUCGUUGCCGCUGCCAUUGUCUUUGGAAGAAUGGUUGAUGCCGGAUACAUUCAGAGUUUAUUGUAUGUCGGAACUUUUCUUCUGACUUUUGGAAUGAUGAUGACAAGCAUCUCGUCGGAGUUCUAUCAGAUUUUCCUUGCACAGGGUGUUGUGGUUGGAAUCGGAUGCUGUUGUAUGUUUGUGGUGUCGGUCUCAGUAGUGGCUUCUUAUUUUAGUACUAGACGUGCCUUUUUUGUUGGUAUCGUUGCUUCAGGGGUAAGUUUAAUGGUUGUGAAUGAUGGAGUUCGUGAGAUCAUAACUCGGUUGGCAGGUUGA